AUGGCCAAUUCUUUAAGAGGAGAAGUUCUGAACCUUUAUAAAAAUCUGCUGUAUCUUGGACGAGAAUAUCCCAAAGGUGCUGACUAUUUCAAAAGGCGUCUGAAGAAUGUUUUUCUUAAAAACAAAGACGUGAAGGACCCAGAGAAGAUCAAAGAACUUAUCCGACGGGGUGAAUUUGUGAUGAAAGAGCUAGAAGCCUUAUACUUCCUUAGGAAAUACAGAGCUAUGAGACAACGCUAUUAUUCAGAUGAUAACAAAAGUAACUGAUCACUUGUACUAUCGCUUGAAAAUCAGCGUGGCUAUUCAUGUAAACCAACAGUUAGAAAAUAGUGAUGUGCCCAACCCACCCGAGCUGCCUUACCACUGGGCAGGGCUUGCCCCUGCACAUGCUCAGUGCUCCGCUGCCCUGCAGCCUCCCUCUUGACGUGGGCAAAGUGUCACGCACUACAUUGCUGCCAGUCAGCAAUCGUCAACUAAUGAACACCCAGUUGUGCAGGAAAAUACAAUGUCCUUGAAAAAGCCUUUAGACUGAAUAAGCUUAUCUCAGUGCACUUCUCUAAUCUGCUCAUGCACAUUUAACAUAGCAAAGUGACGCCCUGGAAAUUGAUUCCUUUGAGGUUUUGAAGGGUACCCACUACUCCAAGGGUUUUUUUUUUGUUUGUUUGUUUAACCCCCAGUGGCACUUUAGGACAUCCACGGUUCCCUACAAAGCAAGUAACACCUGCAGUGAUUAAAGCAGAGUCACAGAGACAGUACGUAUCAAGUACUGUUCUCAUCUUGAAAUGACCUGACAUCACAGACGUGCUUAUUCCACAGCCACUUCUGCUGCCGGCUCCCUUUGGGCCUUGAAACAAAGGACCCACUGUGAAUUACCUCCCACAAUAAAAAGUAAUGAUGUUCUU
This is a messenger RNA of Sorex araneus (European shrew), 902 nucleotides long. RefSeq names its product electron transfer flavoprotein regulatory factor 1 (gene ETFRF1). Lineage: Eukaryota; Metazoa; Chordata; Mammalia; Eulipotyphla; Soricidae. Bases 1 to 267 code for a protein of 88 amino acids. The transcript has 2 exons. The record is from RefSeq and is a predicted model, not a curated record. Gene Ontology annotation, cellular component: mitochondrion. Gene Ontology annotation, biological process: respiratory electron transport chain.